This is a messenger RNA of Nerophis lumbriciformis (worm pipefish), 1425 nucleotides long. The record is from RefSeq and is a predicted model, not a curated record. Lineage: Eukaryota; Metazoa; Chordata; Actinopteri; Syngnathiformes; Syngnathidae.
AUGGAAGUGGGCGUGGCCAAGGGCGAGGACGCCUGGGAGCUGCGUGCUGGUGUCACAAGAGCAGCCAGCCAGCGCACUGCAAGCAAAACACCCAACCAGCCUGACCCCGCUCGCGUUUCCUCAGCAUGCCGUCAACGGAUUGACAAGCAUGGUCACCCGCUCCAUUGCCCGGGGAAAUCUGCGAGGACCUCGGCCAAGGAGGAAAAGUGCUUGUCGGGCCAGUACACCACGGAUGGGAAAUGCUGUAAACAGUGUCCGCCAGGCGAAGGGGUGGUCAAGCCGUGCGGAGCCACGCAGCCCGUCUGCGCACCCUGCCUGGACAGUGAAACCUUUUCGGAAAACUUUAGCCACACCGAACGAUGUCAACCGUGCACCAAGUGCACGGGCCUCUUCCGCAUGGAGACGCCGUGUACGGACUCCAACGACGCCAUCUGCGUGUGCAACUACGGUUUCUACCUUAACGAGCUUUCGCAGAGGUGCGAGCCGUGCACCAAGUGCCCCGUCGGGCAGGGCAUGCUGCUCAGCUGCGAGCCCCACCACGACACGAUGUGCGAGGAGUGCGGCGGCGACACCUACUCGGACCAGGAGAGCUCGCGGGAGCCCUGCAUCCCCUGCACAACCUGCGAGGAGGGUGAAGAGCUGCUGCUGCAGGCCUGCACUGCCGUCACAGAUACCGUUUGUCAGGAGCAAUACCCAUCCAUCUCACCCACGCCGUUCACCGCCGCCUCCACGCCCACCUACGACGACUUCCCCGUGGGCAGCCCCCCGUCCGACGGCCCCACGGACGACGACAUCGGUAGCUCCACCACCGUGGCUGACGUCGACUCGCACGAGCGCAUCUACCACAACCUGAACGACAAGCUGAUCCCUGUUUACUGCUCCGUCCUGGCGGCCAUCGUAGUCGGCCUCGUGGCCUUCGUCGUAUUCAAGAGGUGGAACAGCUGCAAGCAGAACAAGCAGCAGGCCAACAACUGCACGUCCAACCCGAACCAGACGCCGUCGCCCGAAGGCGAGAAGCUACACAGCGACAGCGGGAUCUCUGUGGACAGCCAGAGUCUGCAAGAGCAGUUGGGACAGAACCAAACGCACACAGUGGUGACCCUAGACGAGGACCCCUGCCUACUGCUUCCCCUCCACACCCGCGACAAAGUGGAGCAACUGCUGUUCAACGGUGCCGACGAGGGCGAGACGGAGGACGACUGGCGCAACCUGGCGGGCCUGCUGGGCUACGAGGAGGAGCGCAUCGCCGCUUUCCGCCGGGACGAGCACCCGGUUCGUGCGCUCCUCUCCGACUGGGCGGCCAAGGACUGCGCUAGCGUGGACGCGCUGCGCACGGCCUUAAGAAAAAUCAACCGCAACGACAUCGCCCAGAGCUUGGCGCUAGCUCCCGCUGCCCCGAAACCUACCGCCACCUCAGUUGUGUAA